Oncorhynchus mykiss (rainbow trout) is the source of this 1688-nucleotide messenger RNA. Lineage: Eukaryota; Metazoa; Chordata; Actinopteri; Salmoniformes; Salmonidae. The record is from RefSeq and is a predicted model, not a curated record.
CUGAAUCAUGUACGCACACAAAACAAACUAGGUAUAUAAUACUCAAUACCUAUUGUCAAUGUUAAGAUGUACAGUUAAUUAUGUAACAUUUCUUGUAGACUGUACACAAGUCUCUCUCUCUUUCCCUCUUUUUAUUAGCAACAUGUCAUGUGACUUUAUUUUUUUAUUUUUUUUCAUAAUCAAUUAUUAUAAAUCACUUUUCUAAUAAGAAGAACAAAGGCACAGAUGAGUAAAUAAAGGAACAAUCUCUGAGGUCUACCAGCUUCCUGAUUGAAUGUGAGUCACGAAGUGCGAGCCAUGAUGUCACUUCCUUACGAACAAUGUCACAUAUAGUUAUUGCGGAAUAUAACAUCUUGCUUGAAAGAGAUUGCAUACUUUAAACGUUCUUUCUACUGCAGUCGACCACAGACAGACAGAGACCCCAAUGGAGAGGCACAUCAGACAACAACUUGUAAUUGAAGUUAGAAUCAUACAGCAGAUAUUAGUCUGUUAGAAAGGUAAUCAUACAGUAGAAGUAAGUUAAUACUAUAAGUAAAAGUAAAAAUUAUAUAUAUUACAAUAAAAGGACAGACAGUCUGAAUUAGUUGAUUAAUUGAUUGGUUGGGGUCAUCAUUGAUAUUCGGUACGGUUAGUUAAGAUGGCCGACUACGUCAACAAACAGAUGAUUGAAUUAAAAGAAGUUAAUCAAGAAUACCAGAAUAGAGCAACGAGGAGCGUGAAGACUGAGAUCCAUCUCUCAGAUGGAAGACUAAGACUCUACAGGCUGGCUGCUGUGUGUUUAGGAGUGCUGUGUGUUCUACAAGUAACUCUCAACAUCUCCCUGAGACUGGCUUUCUAUAACAGAGGCAAUGAGACUGCAGAGAAAGACCUGCUACAGACCAGUUACAACACCCUGAGUGAAGAGAGAGACCAGCUACAGACCAGUUACAACACCCUAACUGAAGAGAGAGACCAGCUACAGACCAGUUACAACACCCUGACUGAAGAGAGAGACCAGCUACAGACCAGUUACAAAACCCUGACUGAAGAGAGACACCAGGUAAAACCCAUUUACAACAAUCUGACUAAAAAGGGAAAGCAGCUACAGACCAGGUACAACACCCUGACUAAAGAGAGAGACCAGCUACAGACCAGUUACAACACCCUGACUAAAGAGAGAGACCAGCUACAGACCAGUUACAACACCCUGACUAAAGAGAGAGACCAGCUACAGAAGGAUAGAGAUGAUCUCACGUCAAAGUUCUCUAAUCUGAGUGAGUUAACCUGAUAAAUGAUCAAAACAACACAUAUCUAAUAUGCAGUAAACUUGUGUUCGUAUUCUACAAUAAUAGGUGCAGAAUAACAAGAUGGAAAUGCAUGUUGUUGUCUUGUAGAACAAAAAUGUCCUGAAGGUUGGCAGAAGUUUGAAUCCAGUUGGUACUUCCUGUCUACAGUGAAAAAACCCUGGAGGGAGAGUAGACAGGACUGUCUGAAGAGAGGAGCAGACAUGGUGAUCAUAAACAGUGAUAAGGAACAGGAGUUUCUCUUCAGCUUCUUUAAGAGAGCCUGGAUUGGUCUGACUGACUCUGUUACUGAGGGGACCUGGAAAUGGGUGGACGGCACCCCACUGACAACCCAAAGGUAAGAGACUACUGCUCUAAAAUAACACUGACCACCCCAAGGUAAGAGACUACUGCUCUAUAAUAACA